GCUCUUGCCCCUGGGAAGAGAAUAGUUGCUGUGGAUUGUGCAACCCUCGCCUCCCCCCAGGCGUGGCCACGUCGCGCGGGAGCGCGCCUCGUCUCAGCCCGGCCCGAUUCUAACCGAGAGAGAAAAGGAAGUGGCGCCACAGGGAGAAAAAUAAAGGACGAGCAAACCUUUACCUCACACACACACACAAACCUACAACCCUCACGCCAAAAUCACAACCUUGCCGCGAUGGCUGCCAUUCGCAAAAAACUCGUUAUAGUUGGUGAUGGUGCUUGUGGCAAGACAUGUCUACUCAUUGUCUUCAGUAAGGAUCAGUUCCCUGAGGUGUACGUUCCAACGGUUUUUGAAAAUUAUGUAGCAGAUAUUGAAGUGGAUGGAAAGCAGGUUGAACUGGCUCUUUGGGACACAGCAGGACAGGAAGAUUAUGAUCGACUUCGGCCUCUCUCCUAUCCAGAUACAGAUGUAAUUCUAAUGUGUUUUUCAAUCGAUAGUCCUGACAGUUUGGAAAAUAUUCCAGAGAAGUGGACUCCAGAAGUGAAACAUUUUUGCCCUAGUGUGCCCAUUAUCCUUGUUGGGAACAAAAAGGAUUUGAGGAACGAUGAGCACACACGAAGGGAACUGGCAAAGAUGAAGCAGGAGCCUGUGAAACCCGAAGAAGGCAAAGAGAUGGUCACCAAGAUUUGUGCGUACGGCUACAUGGAAUGCUCGGCAAAAACUAAAGAUGGUGUGAGGGAAGUUUUCGAAAUGGCCACAAGGGCUGCCCUGCAAGCAAAGCGCCCGAGGCACAAGGCGUUUUGUAGUGUUCUAUAAGGCACAAAUGCAAGACCAGUGCACCCUACCAUAUAUUUACAGUCACUUGAUUUAAAAAAACAACCUUGAAUUGGUGUUUGUUAAACCUAGUAAGAUAGUGUCUUGAUUAUUCCGGCCUCUCAUUUGAUCUAUAUACUGUCCCUGACAUCUCUGUUUGCUACCAAUAUUUAAAAGCCAACAAAGGCAGUUUUUUAUUUCUAGUUCAGUGGUGUACUGAUGUGUAGUUAUGGUCAUUUUUACAGUAUGCAUGUAUCCAUCUAAACUUUGGUUAAAUAUUACUGUAGCUUUUUUUUAAAAACCUAUCCACUUUACAUGGUCAGUAGGUGCAGCCUUACUGGUAAGAAAAAGCACUCUUGUCAGCUUGUAUUUCUUGACAUAGAACCAAACUAAGAAAUUAGUUUGCCAUCACUGUUUAUAGAUGUAGCUUGAUUCGACUUUUGUAUAAUUGGAUUUCUUAAUGCUAAUACUGUAGCCUAAACUGAAAUUUUUAAAUGUAUUGUGGGGGGGGGGGGGGGG
Molecule: messenger RNA, 1326 nt
Organism: Leucoraja erinaceus (little skate)
Lineage: Eukaryota; Metazoa; Chordata; Chondrichthyes; Rajiformes; Rajidae
Product: transforming protein RhoA
Exons: 5
Coding region: 229-810 (193 amino acids)
Biological process (GO): cell migration; small GTPase-mediated signal transduction
Molecular function (GO): GTP binding; GTPase activity
Source: RefSeq, a predicted model, not a curated record